Molecule: messenger RNA, 417 nt
Organism: Klebsormidium nitens
Lineage: Eukaryota; Viridiplantae; Streptophyta; Klebsormidiophyceae; Klebsormidiales; Klebsormidiaceae
Source: the annotation of a GenBank genome assembly
AUGGGGGGGAACGCGAAGAUAGAGUGGGACGAGAAGAAAAAACGCCGAGUCAAGCACAGCUUCAAGGACCGGACAGCCCGGUUCUUCACCAGCAAAUUCGAUGCCGAUGGCAGGCAGGUCGGUGAGUUGUGGAAGAAGCUGAUGGAUGCUGAGAACGAUACGGACCGGGUCAGGCGGAAGCGGAAGGAAGCGGUGUGGGAGGCGUACGAGGCUCUGGCCCCGUAUCUUCGGGAUCAGAAGUAUAGCGCCGCCACAGGGAGCGAUCCAGCCAAGUAUAAACAAGUCGUACACGCGUUCCUUAAGGCGUUCGUGGCGGCCUACGGGGAGACUCACGUGACACACUACAUGCACAUCAUACACGCGCACGGGGACUACUUCAUCCAGAAGUACGGAAGUCUUGCUCGCUGGAACACCCAG